GGCCAGCGCUUGCUGUCAAUCACUCCCGCGCCCACCUCAGCCGGCUGCUGAUUGGCUGAGCCGGGGCAGGGAGAGGGAAAGCUGUGGCGGCGGUGUCAGCUCUGCCUGGCAGCGGUGCUGUGAGGGGCGGACAGACGGCGGAGCCGGCCUGAGGGCGUCCCGCUCGGCUGUUGCAGAUAUGCAUGAGGAAAAUACAGCUGCAACAAAUGGAUGUGGCAAAACCAGAAGUAGUACUCAGAAUGAGGCUGCCUUACUGGCUCUGAUGGAGAAGACUGGAUACAGCAUGGUUCAAGAAAAUGGGCAAAGAAAAUUUGGUGGUCCUCCACCAGGUUGGGAAGGUCCUCCACCACCUCGUGGAUGUGAAGUUUUUGUGGGUAAGAUUCCUCGUGAUAUGUAUGAAGAUGAAUUGGUUCCUAUUUUCGAGAGAGCUGGGAAGAUCUACGAGUUUAGGCUGAUGAUGGAAUUCAGUGGUGAGAAUCGAGGCUAUGCUUUUGUAAUGUACACUGCUAAAGAGGAAGCCCAGCUAGCCAUCAAGAUUCUUAACAACUACGAAAUUCGUCCAGGGAAGUUUAUUGGUGUCUGCGUCAGCUUGGACAACUGCAGACUAUUUAUUGGAGCUAUUCCAAAAGAAAAGAAAAAACAAGAAAUACUGAAUGAAAUGAAAAAAGUUACAGAAGGAGUGGUGGAUGUCAUCGUUUAUCCAAAUGCCACUGACAAAACUAAAAAUCGUGGCUUUGCUUUCGUAGAAUAUGAGUCUCACAGAGCAGCUGCAAUGGCUAGAAGGAGGCUAAUCCCAGGAACGUUCCAGCUCUGGGGUCAUACUAUUCAAGUAGAUUGGGCAGACCCAGAGAAAGAAGUUGAUGAAGAAACAAUGCAGAGAGUCAAAGUGUUGUAUGUAAGAAAUUUAAUGCUCUCUACUACAGAAGACACGAUUAAAGCUGAAUUCAACAAGUUCAAGCCAGGAGUAGUUGAACGUGUGAAGAAGCUGAGAGACUAUGCUUUUGUUCAUUUUUUCAACCGAGAGGAUGCAGUUGCUGCCAUGUCUGUAAUGAAUGGGAGGUGCAUUGAUGGAGCUAGUAUUGAGGUAACACUGGCAAAGCCAAUUAACAAAGAAAGUACUUGGAAGCAACAUUUUAAUGAUCAGAUAAGUCCCUCUUCUGAAAGUCUCUUAGGGUUUCCCAGCAAAGAGGAUGGUCAUCAAAAAUCUGCAUGGAAACAAGCAAACCUUUCAGUUCGUCUUAAUGGUCAGCACAGUCCAAGCCCCCCUGAAGUUGAAAGGUGUACAUACCCAUUUCUUCCAGGAACAAAGCUUACUCCAAUUAGUAUGUAUUCCUUAAAAUCUAGUCACUUCAGUUCUGCAGUAAUGCACCUGGAUUAUUUUUGCUAUAAAAAUAACUGGGUACCACCAGAAUACUACCUGUAUUCAACCACGAGUCAGGAUGGGAAAAUACUUCUGGUGUACAAGGUACUUGUUCCUAGUAUUGCAUAUGGUUCCCAGAGUUACUUCAUGCCAGACAAACUCUGUACAACAUUAGAAGAUGCGAAGGAAUUGGCAGCACAGUUGACACUUCUGCAUCUAGAUGGGGACCAUAAGCUUGUAAAUCUAGGCCUGUGUAGGAGAACUUGGAGAAAAACAAGUCAGAAAGAUAGAACAAGCCAACUGUGCACCGUACUCUGCUUGAAUUGCCCUGAAGAACAAGUUGAGCAGUUGAAAGUUUGAAAUUUGUUACACUGGAUCUUGCCAUCGAAGGAAAAAGAACACCACACUAAUGCACAAUUACUGGAAAUUCAGAUUACACGUUUCGUGAUGAAUUAUUUUUCAAAGUACAUUUUUUUAACUUUUGAUUUUUGAAGAUUAGUGCAAUUGAAUGUUAAAUCGUUUUAGUUAAAUUUGUUUUGAAGAGAGAACUUGUUUAAAAGAUUUUUAUUACCUGUAAUAGUUUAUACAACAGUAGCUUAUCUUUAGUGUUGAAAUAAUUCGGUGCUUGUAUUGUGAGUUACAUGCAGAAUAUCUUUUUAGUUUCAGUUGUAAGUAAUAAAUCUGAAGUAAACACUUAAAAAAACCACCUGGCAACCCUGCCUUUUAAUACAUAAACAUAAUUCCCAGUAUUCCAGUUGGAGCUCAAAUAUGAAAUGCAAAUGCGAUACUCAAAAGACUUGUUUCUGUAACUUAAUGCCAAAUUUUAUAGGAAGAACACGUCCAAUAAAACUUUUGCUUCUGGAAUAGCAUUAUGUCAGUGAUGGAGUGGUAUUUUGAAGGGCCUUACGUCAACAUACUGUCAGGCUACGUAAGGUAUAAUGCUAUAGUCAUAACACAGGUUCAACACUUCAGAUAAUUCUUGAGACAAAAAUUGGCGAAAGAAAAAAGUGUGACACAAAAAUUGCAGCUUAGUGAACUGUACAUAAGAUACAUGUCCUAGGAGAGAGACCGUAACAAGUAUACAUACGUUUUUGUGAGUUCAUGGAAGCCUUACUUGUACCUAGGUUAUUCCUUGUAACCAGCAGUUCUAUUUGCCUGUGGUUGUCACGUUGAACAGCAGCUUGCUCACUUUAAUCAGGCCAUAUGCUGCUUCAAAAGAAUCUCUUAGCAUUAAAUGGAAAAUAGUUCUUAAGUUUUUAAAUCGGGUAUAUGUAAUUCAUUUUGAGUGAGCUAUCUUUACUCCUGUAGUGUUAACUAUUCAGCAUUUCUCAGUAAAGUGCUUUAUUUAUUGAAUGACAAUUUUUUUUUUUCCUUUUAUUCCUGAAACAAAUACAGUGGAUCAACCUCCUUUUUAAACUUGGUAUGUAGUUUCAGUUCCUGGUCAAGGAAUGGGCCAAGUAGCUUAUGUUAAGAGUCUAACGGCCUGACUUAUACAAGUAUUGGUUGUAAGCUGUUUUGUUUGAAAAGCUUGUCAAAAAAAGAAUAUUAUGUAGACAGAAAACAAUGCAAUGGAGAGAUUUAAAGUUGAAUAUUUUUUCUUAAUGCAGUCAAAUAUUGACGUUACAUAUUUUAGUUGACCAUGUUGCAUCAAUACAUUGAAUUUUUUGUGUUAAUUUAGAUACUGAUAGAGUAGUUAAAUUUUAUUUGUAUUUCAUAUUAGCUACGUAGGUGUUUUAAGUGUUGUAAUUUUUAAUGUUGAAAUCAUUUUUGACUUCUGUACUUGAAUUUGAACAUUGAUAUUAAAUUUAUUCUGUUAGUA
This is a messenger RNA of Anas platyrhynchos (mallard), 3179 nucleotides long. It is a transcript of the gene RBM46, whose product is annotated as RNA binding motif protein 46. Gene Ontology annotation, molecular function: RNA binding. The record is from RefSeq and is a predicted model, not a curated record. Lineage: Eukaryota; Metazoa; Chordata; Aves; Anseriformes; Anatidae.